Messenger RNA from Notechis scutatus (mainland tiger snake), 6913 nucleotides. NCBI's taxonomy places the organism in Eukaryota, Metazoa, Chordata, Lepidosauria, Squamata, Elapidae. The record is from RefSeq and is a predicted model, not a curated record.
CCGAGCAGCUUUCUCUUUCGAUUUCUCCCGCCCUUCGCACUACUUUGCCCGGGAUUUUCCAGCCCGCGGCUUGCAUUCUUCCAACCAGACCGGGGCUCUUCGAGAGACGAGAGAGGCGGAAAAAGACGGGAUUGGCCUUUCGCCUCCGCCAAUCAUCGCCCUAACGACCCAGAAGUUCACCCAGCGGGGAAUGUAACUCAAGAGCUCGGGAAGCGCCCGCGGGGGACACUUUUCCCGGGAGAAGCCAAAGUGGCUGCUGCCUUUCGUCGCCUCUGCGAUUCGCCCACCUUGCUCUUCUUAGGGAUGAAGGGGCUGCUCCGAGGCUCCGUUUCCACCUGCGGGGUGAUCCUGACCGUCGCCAUCCUGUACUGCUGCGCUAACAGAGCAGCUGCUUCAGAUAACAAUCUUUUCACCAUCCGGCAUGAAAAUUCUAAUAAGUGCAUCCAAGUUAAAAGCCAGCACCUAAUAUUAGGAAAUUGUGAGGAGACAGACGAGAGCUUAUGGACCUGGGUCUCUCAACAUCGCCUUUUUAAUUUGGGAUCCCAAAAAUGCCUUGGACUAGAGACUGUAAAGUCUACAAGUACCUUAAAAAUGUUUGCUUGUGACUCGGAGCUCAAUCUGUGGUGGCGCUGUGUUGGUGAUUCCAUCCUCUCCACAUCUCAGAAUAAACUAGCAUUAAAGAAUGGAAUCCUCACCGCAAGCCUAAACUCUUCUGAUGCUUGGAGAAGAAGCAAUUCCAGCGAUACGAUUUGUAAAUUUCCAUAUAGUGAAAGUUAUACCAGGGAUGGGAAUGCCUAUGGAAAACCUUGUGAAUUUCCUUUCCUACAUAAUAAUACAUGGUAUCAUGAUUGCAUUUACAAAUAUCCAGGAGGUAAAUGGUGUUCCAUAACCACUUACUUCAAUCAAGAUGAACAAUGGGGCUUCUGCUUAAAAAGAGAGGAUGGCUGUCAGAAUACAUGGGAACAGUUUAAAGAUUCUGGAAAUUGUUACCAGUUAAACACACAGGCUGCCCUUUCUUGGAAAGCAGCAUACCUCUCAUGUAAGAAGCAAGGGAGUGAUUUGGUCAGCAUCACAAGUGCAUCGGAGUUAAAUUAUAUCAGAGCUAAAGAUGGUAUUGCAGAAAUAUUUUGGAUUGGAUUAAAUCAGUUGGACGUUUCUGGAGGCUGGCAUUGGUCAGAUCAUAAUCCAUUGAACUUCGUGAACUGGAAUUCAGAAAUGCAGGAUGUAUCUCCACUAGAGGGAAAUGAUUGUGCAGCUAUGAAUGCUGACACAGGUGAUUGGAAGAGUUAUCCCUGUGACACUCCACUUCCUUAUGUCUGCAAGAAACAAGUUAAUGACAGUCAACUGGAUUUCCCAGAUAUUCAGAACAAUGUUGAGACUCAGUGUGAAUCUGGCUGGUAUGGGAACAAUGGAUUUUGCUACAUGCUAAAGAACAACAUUGCUUCGUGGAAUGAUUCCUAUCAGUUAUGCAAUGAACUCAAUAGUAGCCUGAUCAGUAUACAUUCCUUAGCAGAUGUUGAAUUAGUCAUUACAAAACUCCAUAAUGAUACAAAAGACAAAAUAUGGAUAGGAUUAAUUAAUAAAGAGAUUCCAGCCUUUUUUAAGUGGUCAGAUGAUUCCAAAGUAAUAUUUACAUACUGGGAUCAGAAUGAGCCAAGGGUUUCCUUCAAAAGCCUUCCGAACUGUGUCUCCUAUUCUGGAAAGUUUGGCCUAUGGAACAUCCUACCUUGUAACAAUAAGCUUAAGUUUGUGUGUAUGAAAAAAGGAAAAGUUUUAGAGGAACGAAAAUCUGAUAAAGCUUGUUCCCCAAGUAAGGAAUGGAAGAAACAUGGAGAUUAUUGCUAUAGGAUUGACAAGAAUGAAGUCUUUUUUGGAAGUGUGUGCAAUCUUACUAUAGCAAACAGAUUUGAACAAGAAUUUAUAAAUAAUUUAAUCACAAUGCAUAAUAAACUUGAAGAAAAAUAUUUCUGGACUGGCUUGCAAGAUAUCAGCUCAUCAGGAGAGUAUAGAUGGGGAAGUGUGGAUAGAAAUAAUGAACGACUAACAUACACAAAUUGGGGUUUCUUUCAACCAGGAUUACGUGGAGGAUGUGUGGCAAUGUCAAAUGGAAGAUAUCUUGGAAAGUGGGAAGUCAAGGAUUGCCAAACAUUUAAAGCUUAUUCUAUUUGCAAGAAAUACAUUGGACCAAAGAGAGAAACAGAGAUAAUGCCGAAAAUCACUGACCCUUGCCCACAAGGGUGGUCAAGGGGUUCAGGUCUUUCUUGUUACAAGUUUUUUCAUAAGGAAAGAGUGCUGAGAACCAGAACUUGGGAAGAAGCUGAGAGAUUCUGUGAAGCUCUUGGAGGACAUCUUCCUAGUUUCAGCAACUCAGAAGAAAUUAAGGAACUCCAUACAAUACUGAGGGAGAUCAUCAGUGAUGACAGAUGGGUCUGGAUUGGGCUAAAUAAGAGGAAUCCUGAUCUUCUGGAUUCAUGGCAAUGGAGUGACAAUAAGCCGGUCUCUUCUGUUGUUAUGCCUCUGGAAUUUAGAGAAGAUGACUAUGAUCUUCGAGAUUGCGCAGCUGUCAAGACCCUCGGACGAAGACGUCGGCCGCUGUAUCAUAUGUACCUAUUUGAAGAUAGAGAAGAGGAUUUCUACUUAAAACCUUUCCAUUGUGAUGUACAACUUGAAUGGGUAUGCCAGAUCCCUAAAGGUAGUACUCCAAAGAGACCUGAAUGGUACAAACCAGAUGAAGAAGGAAUUCAUGGGCCAACACUGAAUAUUGAUGGGUCAGAAUUCUGGUUCGUGGCCAAUAAGCAUCUGAGCUAUCAAGAAGCUUCCUUGUAUUGUUAUGAGAAUGGAAGUGAUUUGGCUUAUGUGACCUCCUUCACUGCUCUGAAUGGCAUUCUAAACACAAUUUUAAAAGUAAUGGAUGGAAGACAUUAUCACUGGACAGAUGAAAAACACAUUAGUUUCAGUCGUUGGUCUGAAGAAAGCAAAGAUUUGCUUGGUGACUGUGUGUAUUUGGACACAGAUGGAUUUUGGAAAACAUCUGAAUGUUAUACAGAAAAACCAGGGGCAGUUUGUUACUUACCCGGAAAUGAUACUGAAACCCAAGAAGCAUAUCCUGGAUCAAUUAAAUGCCCACACCAGGUUAAGAAUAUGCCAUGGAUAGCAUAUCAAAACAGUUGUUACACAUUUUUAAUACCACAAAAUAGAUGGAGAGGAUUGAAAGCAGUUGAAGCUAACAAUUUAUGCAUGAAAAUGAAUUCAAACGCAUCUCUUUUGAGUAUCAGGGAUGAAGAUGAAAAUGAUUUUAUUCUUGAACAGUUUCAGUCUUAUAGUGGUCUUGUUCAGUGGAUGUGGUUGGGUUUGAUUUAUGACACUGAUGGUAACCUUCUGAAGUGGUAUGAUGACACAUACGUGUCCUACAACAACUGGAGAAAUGGGCGGCCUAACAUCAAGAGUAACUUCUUUCUUGCUGGUGUUAACAUGGAUGGCUUCUGGGACAUUUACGAUCAUUCGCAUAAUAACUGGUUAUAUUGGCAAUUUGGUUUUCACAGCCUCCUGGUCUGCAAGCUAGACCUGGAGACCAAAAUCAGCCAACCUCCGCUUCCUACAAAGCUGCCCUACAAAAACAAUGUUUACUGGAUUCUUCGGCAACAGCUCAAUUGGUAUGAUGCAUGGAAAGAAUGCAAACAGAAAGGAAGUGAUUUAGCCAGCGUUCACAGUAUUUCCGAACAAGUUUUUUUGGAAGAUAUUGUAAAGCGUGAUGGAUUUCCAUUGUGGAUUGGUUUAUCUAAUCAUAAUGGAAAUGAUUCUGAUUUUGAGUGGUCUGAUGGAAGCCAGUUUGAAUACCAGCCUUGGGAAUAUCAGCAUUCUCAUACUUUUGGAAAUUGUUUUGCUAUGGACACUAAAGGAAUUUGGAAUCGCAGGAAAUGCACCUCUCAAGGCGAUGGUGCUAUCUGCUACUUUUCUUCAAAUAAAGUGCAAUUAAAGCAAACCGAAACAUCAUCAAAGUGUCCAGACUCUCCUAAUGAAGCAUCACAAUGGCUACACUACAAAGAUUAUUGCUAUGCAUUUGAUAUGGCAUUUUAUAAUUAUUCCAUAUAUACUGGAAACACAGCUAGGAAAAUUUGCAAGAAACUUAAUCCUUCUGCAGAUGUUCUGACUAUCAAGGAUGAAAAGGAAAAUACGUUUGUGAGCACACACUUGAAAGAAUAUUAUUUUAUUACUGGAAAAGUAUGGCUUGGAAUACAAUUUAAUGAUAAGUCCUUGAACUGGCUUGAUGGCUCUGAGGUUAAAUAUACAAAUUGGGUCAAUGAAACUGAAAAGGCUAAUGGUCAGUGCAGUGUUAUCUUUUCAACCAAUGGAACAUGGUCCAAAGCAGACUGCAACAAUGAACAAAGCAGAGUUGUUUGCAAAAUUCCUCAAGUCUCUCAUCAUUCAAGAGGGGCAAUAGCAUUUGGUGUUAUAUUUGUUAUCACCCUUCUUGUUGGAUUAGGAUACGUCCUGUAUAGAAAGAUGCAACUACACUCAAUUGGAUUGGCUUCUGUUCGCUAUGAGAGGGGAAUGUAUGAUGAUGAAACUGACACCAUGUUUUCUAGAAAUGACGACGGCCCAAAGGGUGGGCGGCGUUUGCACGGCCCCAGCCCCCGAGCGACGAGAGUGGGCCGGGCGGAGCAACCUUGCCCGGCCAUGGGCGCCCCUUCGCCCGCUUCCUACUCCGCCUGCUUUCUCAGCUGCUUUCUCCUGGCGGCCGCGUUACCUUCCUUGGGAACGGACGCCUGCCCUUCCAUUGCUUGGAUUCCAUUCCAAAAGAGCUGCUAUGCUCUACUUCAGGGAUCCUCAGAGGUCUACGGUAUGGAUGAUGCCAGGGAGCUGUGCCGAGGCAAUGCUUCCGGAGCAGAUAUUAUUACAAUAAAUAGCAAAGAUGAAAAUACCUUUAUUCAAAAUAAUUUUCAUUCAAAUUGGCAUGGUCCAGAAUACAUAUCUCUUGGCAUGUUUUUUGACACAGAUGAUGAUAUUUUCAAAUGGUACGAUGAUUCCAAAGUAAAUUUUACAAACUGGAUAGAGGAAGAAAGUAACAAUGAACUUCUAAACACUUGUGCUACUAUGCAUACAGCUUCAGGUGGAUGGAAAAAAGUGCCUUGUGAACAUCUUCCACUGACUAAGAUCCUGUGUGAAGCUACUGUUCUUUAUGAAAAGACACGCUUCUUUGAAACUGCUUGGACAAGCAUCAUAGUUGUAAUAUCAACAAUAACUGUGGCAAUCUCUGCAGCAUUUCUCUGGUUUCUUUAUCAAAGGAGGAUAUCUUCUAGACCAAGAUAUAGCGCACAUAAUUCCAUCACUCAAAUUCCGCAUGACAAUGAAACGUUUUUUAUAGAUGAAGUUGAAUAUUCUGCUUAACCUGUUUUCAUUUAGAUACUGUUACAGAAAGGGGCACUGGCACAAAAGCAAUCUUUCAAACCAGUAUUAUAAUGAAAUAUAAACCAAAUGAUGCUUAGUUGUUAUUUUAUGUAUAUGAAGUGAUUUUCUAUCUAAAUGUGCAUUUUUCAACAUGCUUGAUAUCCUUUUAAUAAUAUCCAUAGUUUAGAAAUCAUUCUUAUCCAAAACGUCCAAAGAUCCUUUGGAAGGAGGGAACUCCUGCCUUUCAACGACACUGUGCUAAAUUUAUUUUUGUUGACAUUUGCCAACAAAUCUCACAGCACUCAUUUGUUUAUGAAAUUCAGAAUUCCAAUUGUGGACUAAAAGUACCAAACCUUUUUUUUUAAAAUUCCCAAAAUUUGAAAAUACAAGACUAUAAAAUAUUAUCUUUAAGAAAUGUGGAGCAACUGCAAUCAUGAACAAUGGACAAUUUAUUUAAACCUGUAGAUUGUAUCUUUACCAUGAAGUGUGCUUAUAGUGAAUGCCAACAUUUUUUAAUAUUAACAAAAUAUGGAACGAUGGCAAGGACCUUCAACACAAUCCCAAUUUUUUUAUAUAUGUCUAUUUUAAUAUUCUGUUCUUUGAAAUAAAAUUUUGAGUAUUAAUAUUUGCACUUUUUUGAGCUCAAAUAAAAGCGGUAACUAAAAUGGGCCUUUCUAGAAUUGCAUACAUAAAGCAAGUCAGUAUUUACAAUUAGGCUAUCAAUUACUGAGAGUGUAGUGUUUGGGAAUUACUGCUUAUCAUACAAGAGGCUGAAUAAGAUACUGCUUAAACAUUAUUCAAUGCUUGCCUCAUGUUAUAUUGCAGGCGGAAAUCUAUCUAGCAUUGGUCACAAUUAGGUUAAAGUAUAAAUACAUAUAUUUCUAUAUGAAUAAGCAUUACAUCAAAAUAAUCAUUUGGAUGGUUGAAUAUGUGUAUCACAUCUUUACUGUGCUAGCUGACCUUUAUAAUUUAAAUAAUUAAAUGCCUCUCGGUGCCAGAGAAAAGAUCAUAUUUGUUAAACAGGUCUAAUGACCCCCCUAAUCUCUCCUAAAUUAAUUUUAGUCAAUUUUUUUCAUAAACAGAAUGGAAGAGAAUGUAGAACAAUGUAGCUCAGAACAUUGUAACUAAUUUUUUUGGCUCUAAUCACCUACAUUUUUUUUUCCAAAACGAGGCACCAGCCUUCAUAGGGAGCAAUUUCCAAAUUUCCCCCCCCCCCCCCCCAGCAGCACUCCUUUUUAACUUCUCUUUAAGGUUGGUCUUCGUAUCUCUAUUCCAGUACUUCAAAAAACAGCAGCUAACAGUAGAAGAUACACAAACACUGCAGUUUUAAAGCAAUGAAUAUGUAAAAAAUACCUAUAUGGAUUUGGAAAAGUUGGUAUUGUUUGCCAAGUCAUUAAUCUCCUUUCUUGAAGUAAAAACAAACAACCCACUGUUUUCCUAUGAAAAUUGUACUGAAAUGAUCCAUUGGGCUAAGGGUCAUCAUGUGACCCCAGGACACAACAACCGUCAUAAAUAUGAAUCACCA